UUGUCACGGUAUUAGAAUUGUUUGAAAUGGAUAUUUUAAGAGACGAUGAAGUACAUGCGAUGAAAUACAAACCAGGGGGGCGUUUGGAUAUGAGCCACGGCUUCCUGCACCAUAUCCGGAGGAACCAGAUUGCUAGAGAUGACUAUGAUAAGGAGGUGAAGCAAGCCAAAGAGCUUCAGCGUCGGAGGCACACCACAACCCCUAGACGACCCCGCCGACCAGAUAUCCAAGUAUACCAUCCUCGACGCAGACAUGGGUCUGAGCCAGGGGCCGGUGCUGAGGCUGAAGAGUGGAAUGAGAGUGGGUCAAGCACCGAGACGGAGACCCACGGAACUGAACUCUUCUGGCUCGACUAUCAGGCGGACUCUGGUACCAUUACCUCCUUCCUCGUGCACAAGGAGGACAAGCCCGAGAAGGUGGUUGAACGUGUUGCAGAGAAGAACAUCCUGGACUCAGCCAUGAGGGCAGCUCUAGAGGCUCGAAUUCGAAAAGAAAUAGACAAAAGACGAAACAAAAGCUGAGGGAUAUUCUCAAAAAAUAGAUUGUGAUGACAGAGGGGCUACAGACAAAGAGGUGCAAUACUUUUUUGCAGUUCUGCACUCCUUCAAAGCAUAUAUGCUAUUGAUAGUGUGGAGGACACAAGGAGGACUCUGGGAUCAUUUACAGUGACUGUCAGCAAAGAUCCAACUUUUGUCCGCAAUCAAAGCCAUCUUAUGUUUUUAAAGGAGGAGAAACAGCACUUAUCAUAGACAGUAGGGUUGGGAGCGAAUAGUCAGUUUCAUGUUUACUACAUUUUAUUCACGUUGGACCUUGUGAUACCUCAUGCCCUCAUCAAUAAUUUUAGGGAUACUUCAAGUUGACAGGACCUAGAAAAUUGUGUUGUUGCUUGCUUUCUGCUUUCCAACAAUUAAAUUGGGAGAAGAAAUUAGGAGAAGAUGCUCUUCGACAGAGUGCAUGGUUAGCGUUCCUCCUCCAUUUAAACAUAUCCCAAGUUUCUUGUGUGAAUAUCUAGUUUUUAUAAACAGAAAUAUACUUGUUUUGUAAAAUGCUGUGAACAGAGCAUCAGUCUGUCAGCGAUCUCAUGCUUUACAAAUUUAAAAACAAAUUUAUUUUUGUUUCUUUUUGAGUUGGAGAGUAACCUUGAUGAUGUGUUUGUGUGACAAUGUUUGUUGUGUUUUCAGUAUUUUUAUUUAUUUUUGGUUGUUGAAAUAUGUUUAUUUUUGAUACUGUAAUAUUUUUUGAAGAAAUAACACUUUACAUAUAAAAUAACAUGCUUAAAAUCCAUUUAUUACUGUCAAAUGUGUCUGGAUUUGCACUUAUAGAAUUGAGUAGCCAUAAAAUGUGUUUUUUGUUUUCUAAAUGUCUGGAUAUGUUAGAAAAACACUCACAUCUGUGUGGAAAAACAAUAGAUCAACAUACAUUACCCACUUUGAUCACUUGUUGAAAAAUGUAUCGGUGGAAAUACGUAUAGUAUUGGGUUACAGCAAAAUAUCAGUCGACAGAAGUGUUUCACAUCAUGUCCAUCAGCAGGUGGCAGUAUGAGUCAGCUUUUCAACUCUGCAAGCCGGUCUUUUAUCUGUCUCAACUUAUAUUUUACGUUAAGUCAGACUUUGUUCCUUCAUCCAUAACAGUGUGUUCUGAUUAUAAAGACAAAUGGCCAAA
Scatophagus argus is the source of this 1662-nucleotide messenger RNA. It is a transcript of the gene c4h2orf68, whose product is annotated as chromosome 4 C2orf68 homolog. The coding region runs from base 27 to 521 and encodes 164 amino acids. The transcript is spliced from 4 exons. The record is from RefSeq and is a predicted model, not a curated record. Lineage: Eukaryota; Metazoa; Chordata; Actinopteri; Scatophagidae.